UCUCUAGUAGUAUUAAACAAGUGUGGAGCUAUAAGCUGUGAAGUGUGCCUGACAUACGAUUUACCUUUUUUAAACACUUAACGCCAAUCUACAUAUGAGUAAAAGGAUAACACCAAUCAAGCGCAUCCUGGAAUUGCACUGCAGAUCAAACGGUGGACGGCUUUUCUCACAUUUUGUCACAUUCAAAUACUAAAGAAAGACCUAACUUGAUGGAAUAACGCGUUUUGAAUCGAAAAUAUGGCAAAGAUAUUAUUACAUCUGGUGCAUUUGUUAUUAUUUUUAAAUUCCAGUAUUGGGGAAGUUUCAUCCGUGGAGCCAUCCGACAUGACGCAGCACGGCAGCAAUAUCGAACAGGCUACGGAUCACUCCUCCGCGCGCGAAACCGCAUCGCGGGACAUGGUCUCAAUCAAUAUGUUCAAACUCUAUGAAAAGUACAGUAAGGAGCCUCAUCGUUAUCGAGACGGAAAUACCGUGAGAAGUUUUAAAUCUAUUCCAAGAGUCUCCGCGAACAGCGUGUGGUUCCAUUUCAACCUGUCGACCAUCCAAGAGUCGGAGGUCAUCCUGUCCGCCACAUUCUACUUCCUGGACCAGCGUCCCCGCCACCGGCCCUGGAUCUGCCGGCGCUCCCGAAACGCUUCCUGUCGCCUCCAGCAUCUUCCCCCGUCCCAGCUCCUCUUCAGAGGAACGUCCCCGAACUCUGCCUUUGCCUCCCCGCUGGGCAACGUCACCCUGCCCCCUCCCAAGAGAGGGUCCUGGCAGACAAGGGAAGUCUCCGGUGUAGUCAAAGAGGCCCACGUCCUGGGAGAGCUCCUCAUCUCUGCAGAGUUUGACUUUGGGGUGAGGCCCCAGAGGAACCAGGAGCGCCUCUCUCCAGCCAGCCUACCAUACGUCCUGGUGUAUGCCAACGACAUGUCCAUAUCUGAGCCCAACAGCGUGGCCAUGACCUUGCAGAGGUACGGGCCUUUCCCUUCAGGCGAGGAGCCCACCCGGUCCCCCAAUGCAUCUCCUCCAGCCUCCAGGCUGAAAAGAGAAGCAGUGUCCCCCCUGGACCAAAUACAGAACAAUGACCUGCCUGAAGUCCAGUUUCACACCCUGAAGAACCAUGAACUAUGGGAGAGCACUUAUUUUGCUCCCAAGAUUAAGCCCUCAAUGAAACAUGGGCGAAAGCAAGGCCAGGACAGCAGUGACGGCUUGAAUAAGCCCCAGGUGCUGAGCUUUGAUGAGAGGACCAUGAAAAAGGCUCGCAGGAGACAGUGGAGUGAGCCCAGGGUCUGCGCCCGACGCUACCUGAGAGUGGACUUUGCAGACAUCGGCUGGAGCGAGUGGGUGUUAGCCCCGAAAGCCUUUGAUGCCUACUACUGUGCAGGCACCUGCAGAUUUCCUAUUCCAAAGGUUCUCCGGCCCUCGAACCACGCCACCAUCCAGAGCAUUGUGAGGGCGGUGGGAAUCGUUCCCGGCAUUCCGGAGCCCUGCUGUGUUCCGGACAGGAUGAGCUCUCUGAGUGUUCUCUUCCUGGACCCCAGCCGGAACAUGGUGCUGAAGGUUUACCCCAACAUGUCUGUGGAGACCUGUGGCUGCCGGUAGAACCACCCGGGAAAGAGCCUCAAUGCAUAAAUGCAUAAAAAAGAUGACAAUGAAUCAGACAGAGUGGAGCAGGAGAGACAUUCAGUCAAUAGAGUACAAAAAGAAAUACAUCUUUGGAUGAGACUACAAUGGAUGAACUCGCCAUGGAGGGAGAUAUGGAUUAUAGAUAAGGGUUUUACGGGUGGUGGGAUGCAGAGAACGCUAUGUCUGACCCUCCGAUGAGUGUGAUUCACACAGGAUUUCCUCUGUCAUUCAGCAGCUCGACUGUAGGUGAUUUGGGGACUGUUUGACUAACUGUCAGUUCCAAGCCUUCAGCCAUCCAGAGCUGGCUCUUGAUCUAUACCCAGACUCCAGAGUAACUCAAAUACUGGACCCUAUUGCCAUAUACUGCACUUAGACUAUUGGACUCAAGUCUUCCUACGGCACCAGACUCAGAAGCUCAACCUCUGUAAAUAAUCUUGUAACUAAUACAACUAAAUGGGACUUUUUUUGUGUAAAUAAUUGAUGGAAUCCUAAACUAUGCUUUGCCUGUCGUUUAUGUAGUGUUCACUAGGUGUUUGAAAUAAUCUGCUAAGAUAAAUGGUUAAUGCAUGAGAGAUUGUACUAUUUUAAUAAAUAAUUCCAUAUCGUUUUCUGA
Molecule: messenger RNA, 2221 nt
Organism: Oncorhynchus keta (chum salmon)
Lineage: Eukaryota; Metazoa; Chordata; Actinopteri; Salmoniformes; Salmonidae
Product: growth/differentiation factor 10-like
Exons: 3
Coding region: 238-1584 (448 amino acids)
Biological process (GO): BMP signaling pathway; SMAD protein signal transduction
Cellular component (GO): extracellular region
Molecular function (GO): cytokine activity; growth factor activity
Source: RefSeq, a predicted model, not a curated record